Messenger RNA from Sitodiplosis mosellana (orange wheat blossom midge), 780 nucleotides. RefSeq lists its product as uncharacterized. NCBI's taxonomy places the organism in Eukaryota, Metazoa, Arthropoda, Insecta, Diptera, Cecidomyiidae. The transcript has a single exon. The coding region runs from base 1 to 780 and encodes 259 amino acids. The record is from RefSeq and is a predicted model, not a curated record. Gene Ontology annotation, molecular function: nucleic acid binding.
AUGACCACAUGGCGUAUUCUCACCAAAUACUUGGGUCUACACGCUUAUAAGAUUGUCCUCACUCAAGAACUUGAACCGAUGGACCACGAAAAACGAAGAGAUUUCGUCGAAUGGGUCGAAGGAAAAGAGGCCGCGGAUGCCGAUUUUUUGAAGAAAGUGAUCUUUUCGGAUGAGGCUCAUUUUCACUUGAAUGGGUAUGUGAAUCGCCAAAAUUGUCGAUUCUGGGGAAGCGAAAAUCCAAGAGAAACUGAAGAAGUGUCAGCUCAUCCAGCUCGUUGCACUGUUUGGUGCGGUUUAUGGGCCGGCGGCAUCAUCGGGCCGUAUUUCUUCGAAAAUGAUGAUGGUCGAGCCGUUUCCAUCAAUGGCGAGCGAUAUCGUGAGAUGUUGCAGUAUUUUUUUUGGUCGGAAAUUGAAGGCAUGGACUUAUCCGACAUAUGGUUUCAACAAGACGGCGCCAGACCACACACAACACCUGAAACAUUAGCGGUAAUCGAAGAACGUUUUCCAAAUCGCAUCAUUUCUCAAAAGGCCGAAGUGGAAUGGCCGCCUCGUUCGUGCGAUUUAACGCCAUUGGACUAUUUUCUUUGGGGCUACGUCAAGGAUAAAGUCUAUGCCAACAAACCAAGCACCAUUGCCGAGCUGAAAAUUGAAAUCAGACGUGUCAUAGCCACCGUAAAUGUGCCAUUACUCGAAUCUGUAAUUGAAAAUUUGGGCAAGCGGCUGAAGGUCUGUGAAAAGAGCCGUGGUGGACAUUUACACGAUAUUCUUUUUCAUACAUAA